This is a messenger RNA of Temnothorax curvispinosus, 3467 nucleotides long. RefSeq lists its product as uncharacterized. Lineage: Eukaryota; Metazoa; Arthropoda; Insecta; Hymenoptera; Formicidae. Gene Ontology annotation, cellular component: nucleus. The record is from RefSeq and is a predicted model, not a curated record. The coding region runs from base 376 to 2907 and encodes 843 amino acids. The transcript is spliced from 12 exons.
GUGCGUGCCGACAUUUUAGUCGUUCAUGCGUUCAUGGUUCCUCGGUGAACGUGAGGACGGCAGGACGUCUGCGUCUCGUUUGCUCCCAUUUACUCCGGUCAGCUCCAGUCAGCUCCGGUUUCGGCGGUUUCGCGCUAGUUUGUCGGCCAAAGUAUCUUAGGCGUCGAGCAAAUCGAGCAAGUCGAGCACGUAACGCGUAUAUCUGGGCGUCGAGAGUCGAGAGAUCGGUCGUGGUCGCGUUCUCGUCCCAACGAGGAGGCGGAGGCGGAGGUUGCGGCUGCCACUGACGCGGUUCAACCAGACUAUUGACGCUGUAUCCACUACAGGAUACUUUCUCUUUCUCUCUCUGUCUCGUUCAUCGAUAAGGUUGCAACCAUGAGCUAUGGUUACAACAAAUACAGUUCCACCAUGAGUUCUCGUGGUCGUGGAUUUGGUUCUCGCGGAGGGGGUUCUUAUAGGGGUCGAGGUGGUGGCGGAGGAAACGAGUGGAAUGGUGGUUCGGCAGGAGGAAAUAUAUCCAGAGGAGGAUACUCAUCUUCCAGAGGUGGCAGAUUUAAAUAUUCAACGACGAGCUAUGAUUCUAGAUCUAAAUAUAAUUCAGGGUCGGAAAGAUAUUCAAGCAGAGGCGGACGUGGCGAACAUUCUAACAGUUAUAAAAGACCUCGUGAUUCAUAUUCUGCUAGAGAUGACCAUCGAUCGUCUAGCGAGUCGACGCGUAAAAGGAUAAGAAGUGAUUCUUAUCAGGGUGGAGGUAGCGGUUCACAGAGGUAUUCGUCGUACGGUUCAUCUGCAUCGGCGCCCUAUGACGAUAAUAAGGGAUCGUCAUCCACCGUAUACGAGGACAAGAGACCGAGCGAACGCGCGUCAUCGUACCACCGUUCCGAGGAUCGUCAUUCCGCCUCACGGAGCUAUGUGCCUCCGCCACCUCCUCGGAUUAGCGAAAUGGCACCGCCUCCGACUCAGAGAUACACCUCGAGUCGAGGAAGAAUAUCGCAUCAGAGCUCAAAUUACAGAGGUCGCAUUUCGACCCGCGGCACCGGUGGUAGAGGUGGUGCAUUUCAUCGUGUGAGCUCUCGAUCGGACGUCCUCAUGGCUCGCAAGCGUACUCUGCACUCGCUUGACUAUCGUCGAAAGCUGCUAGGCUCACGCUCGCGAGACUACAUCCAGCGUGUGCGCAUGACUACUACCAAACUACGCAGGAGUAGCGGUACUACUAGGCUACCCGGAAGUAAAAAGGACUCGGGAUCCGGGACCAGCGUGAAGGACAAGGAUAGAGAGAUGGCCAAAGCCAUUAAUGCAGAAUUUUCCGAUGACGAUGACGAGGAAGAUGAUAAUAAGAGUAAUUGGGACGACGAAGAAAAGCCGCACGAACGUGAUGAAGAGGAAGACUUGGAAGAGGAAGAGGAGAAAAAGAAAAAAGAGGACAAACGUAAGAAGGAAAAACAAGAUAGAGAAAGGCAACAUACCGAAGAUGAGGAAGAAAAAGAUGAUGAUAUUAAAGAGGAAGAUGAUGAUCAGAAGCGAGAAGAGGAUGAAGAUGACGAUGGUGAUGAUGAGGAACAUGAUGAGAAUGAAAAAGCGGAACGUGAUAGAACUGCAGAUUCCGAAGAAUUGCCGAGUAGACGGGACGGUAGAAAAUUCAUAAAAUUGAAAUGCCCGCAUUGCGCUCAUCACAGCGUCACGUUCAGAGAAUAUUCACUCCAUCUGUUCUCUGGCCGUCAUAGCGCGGCGAUGAAACGUAUCGCUGCUCGACAUAAGGUGACACUUACGCGUAUGCGAGUUGUUCAACGGCAAGAGCAAAGGCGUAUUGAGGCCCGCGAUGCGACACGUGGCACGUUACCCUCUCGUACUAUGUUUUGUGCCAUUUGCAAAUUAAAUUACCGAUCCUUGAAAGCUGCUCAUCAGCUGUCCGAAUCUCAUCGUCAAAUGAAACGAUUCCUCACACCAUUCUGUCGUGUUUGUCGUAUCCAAUUCCGUUCACCAAUGUUCUUUGAGACACAUAUGUGUUCGCUAGAGCACAUCAAGAGAAAGAGUAUACUGAGAGAAAGAAUGAAUGCAAAUGGAAGUGGCGAAGCAGAGGCGGAUUCGAGUGCGCCAGAAGAAGAUGAUAAAGAAGUUAAUCUUGAUAAUUUCAUGACUUUGGAUUCUGUAGGUGAUGUAGACGAAGACGAAGAGUCCAACGACAAGAAAAAAGAAAAGGCCGAGGGUGAGAGUUCGAGCGAAACUGAGAAAAAAUCGAAAGGCAAACAAAUGAUAAAAGUCGGUGCGGAAUACAUAAAACGUGUCGAAGUACAAUAUUGCGAGUUAUGCAAAGUAUAUCUGCCACGCAGCGAAAACAUAGAGCGGGCAGUCGCUUUACAUUGUUCUACUCGCAGUCAUCUUAAACGGUACGUGCGAGACAAUGACGACAAGGCACUUAGACGUCAAGCGGAAAGGAUACAUCUUCAAUCGUCAUCUGCAACGAAUGUGAAUUCUACCAAUUCCACCGUGACUAAUAGUACAUCGGACAACGCGAAGACUCCUCCCGUCACGUCCGAUCCACAAGUAUCUGCUACACCAGUGUCUACUGCAGCUGAUAAUAAUGGCGUUUCCGGCCCAGAAUACAUAACAAUUGAAGAAGAAAAAUCUAGUAACUUAGAUUCUGAAAAGAACGCGAAAGACAGUAAGAAUAAUCAGGGGGAUGAAGACGACGAUAAAAUUAUUUGGGACGAUGUUGACAAGGAUUUAGGUGACAUUUUAAGAGAAAGCGAGGCAGGAGCAUCGAAAUCGAGCGACGAUGAGGAUUCGCGUUACGAUCGUUUUCGCAAUUCAGACAAGAAGCAGCCCGGAAAAGAAAAAGAAAACGAGAAGAGUGAAAUCCUCGAAGAUAAAAGCGGUAAUAAUAAAAUUAAAGAUGUUAAAAAUUAAGCUCGAACAGACGAAUGUGUUGUAUCGUCGAGAAUCAUCUUUUGCUGUACAUCUUCAAUUUAUUUGACCCAUUUUCAGAUUAUUUUUGAGAUUAUGUUCUUCUAAAUCUCGUUCUAAUAAUUAUUUUUAUCAUGGAUCAUGCGAAUAUACAUUUAUCGAAUUAUCUUUUAUUUAAUUAAACAAAAAUAAUUUUUGUACGUAAUAUACCGCACGUGCAAAAUAUUUGUUUAUUAUUACGUGUUUCUUCCGUAUUAUAUUUUCUUCUUCGUUUGAAAAUAUGUGUUAAUUACAAUGUAUUUAAGUCUCACAAUUUUCAAUUUAUGUAAUUUUAACAUAUAAGUAUUGUAUCAUUGAUAUAAUCAUAUGCGUUGCCGAGGUAUCAGUGACAUUGUCCAAACGUAAUUAUACAUAUACAUGAAAUAAUUAAAUAUGCAAAUUUCAAUUUUCAGUUGUUAGCGUGGAGAAAAGCGUGUGCGCCUGAUCAAUCUCGUGUAGAUCUCAUGUAAGCACAAUUUAACUAUAGGUUUUAUUGAUCGUAAUAAAUUCCGCACUCUCUAGGA